UCCAAUCAAUAGUAGAAGAAAAAAGGCAUUAGAACAUUAAGGAGAAAACUCUGGAAUAUUUUUCAAUUAAAUUGCCAUAACUUUGAAAAUUUGUGAAUUCUACUUAUUUUAACAUUGCAACAUUUAACAAUAAAGUGUUUUUCUUCUAAAUAAAAUUAAAACACGAGGAAUUCAACCCAAUUUUCUGCUAAAGUUGAAAAAUCCAUACACAAAAAAAAAACAACAUGGCUGCCCCAUUUGAUUUAGAGGAUUUGGGUAAAUUAAAAUCGUUUGUGGAAUUUGUUGCAGCAAAUCCUGCUAUACUAAAUAUGCCACAAUUGGAAUUCUUCAAAAAGCUUAUCGAACAAUUUGGUGGUAAAGUGCCCGAAGGCACAUUCCAAAUGCCGGCCGGAGCGAAAUGUCCCUUUGGUGGCGAUGUGAAAUCUGAAAGUAAAUGUACUCCUCCAUCUGCCGAAGCCGAGGUGGAUGAAGAAGAAAUUCCUGAAAUGGAUGCUGAAUCAGAAGAGUCCGAAGUAGAAUUAGAUAUGGAAGCCAACAACAUGACUGUAUUAGAACCGAACAUUCUAUAUCUGGACGAGAAGCCGCCAAAAAUUGUUAAAACUAAGAAACUAAAAACAAGUAGAAAAUCCACAAAAAAGCAAGCAAGCAAACAGAAAACCAAACUAAAACUAUCAUUGAAUCCAAGAAAACGUUCAGCAAAAAUUAACAAAAAUCAGAUUAUUAAAAAAGAAGAGGAAUUGUGUGGUUAUGAUGAACAGGAAGAAAAAUUGGAAAAUAAUGAUCCCAAUGAUCCCUUGUACACGGCAAAACUGGAAAUCAAAUGUGAACUGGGCGAUGAGAAUCAAAAUGACAGUAUCGACUAUAAUUGUGAAGUAGAGGAAAUGGAAGAUUUUGAUGAUGAUGAUGACCAUGAUUAUAAUUAUGAACAUGACUGGUUUGGCAGCAAAGAGGAAAGAAGUGAUGGUGAGGAGGAGGAGGAGGAAGAUGAAGAAUAUGAUGACAAUGAAAUUGAAGAGGAUGAAGAUGAACCUUUGAUAGUGCUGGCACGACGUAAGGGCCGACCUCGUAAGAAAAUACAAGAGCUCGAUGAUGAAAAGAUCAAAGCUCCACGCAGCGUAGUAUGUCGUGAAAUAUGUAAGCAACAUUGUACCGAGAAAUUUACCGAGGAACAGCGUAAGAAUACUUGUGAUUAUUAUUGGAAUCUAAGCAAAGAUGAUAGAUUGGCCUUUAUACGAAAACACAUUAGAGCCAGACGUUUGACACGCAUGGUACGUGUGAAAGGCCAUCGAAUUCGUGGCAAUAACUGCUGUUAUUAUCUCAAGCCUUAUGAAAUUGGCUGUGAAGAAACAGCUCCGGAAAACAGUGCCGGCCUUAUACGAGUUUGUCGAAAAUUCUUUGAAGCCACCCUGUGCACCACUAAUCACUUCAUUAAAAAAGCCAAUGAUGGUACAGUAUUGGAAAUCGAAAAAGAUUUACAUUUGCUCACUCAAAUGAGAUUGGCCAAGGAAAAAAACAAAUGCAAAGAGCCCCUACAAAUUUUAGAUCCAGAAACUGGCAAUUUAAUCACUCUGGAUACAAAAGCGAACAAAAUACAAAAGCCAAAAGAUAAUAAUUCCUCUCCCGACAAAAAUGAAAAUAUCAAACGUAUGCGCCGUAAACCCGGAGAUCCAGAGCCUGAACAUUUUCCAAAACCCAUCAGGUGUGCUCUGCGCUGCAUACACAAAUGUCAUACAAAAUUCAGCGAGGAAGAACGAAAACAAAUUUGCGACUUUUUCUGGUCUAUGGACUAUAAGAGACGCAAAGAUUUCAUUUUGGCAAAUAUGGAAAUAAAAGACAUUGAAACACAAACGACAACUGAAUUUCGUAAAACAAACCGUCCUCCCCGAUCCUAUCAAACGCGAUUUUUUUUGCGCUCUGGCGGCAUGCGUGGAGAAAACUUGAGAGUUUGUAAAGAUUUUUAUGCCAAAACUCUGUGUAUUAAUCGUUAUUUCAUCAAGAAUGCCAUAGAGUUUGCCGAUAAAACAACUGGCUAUUACACAGGCACUGAUAGACGCGGAGCACACAUGGCUCCCAAUAAAAUAUCCGAAGCACGUAGACAAACGGUAUUUGAUCACAUCGAUUCAUAUCCCCUUUGGAUACCAAAUAAAAAAACCAAAACCAAAUAUCUGCACCAUUCUCUGACCAUAAAGAAAAUGUAUGAAGCAUAUAAAGAGAAAAGUUUGGCAGAAAAUAAAGAGUAUGUUUCCAUGCACUACUAUUACAAAACGUUCCAUGCCCAUUCCCAUCUACUAUUCCUUGCGAAUCCACAUCCCAAAAAGGGUGGUGGUUUUCUAAAAGCAAAUCCUAAUAUAUCCCAUUACACGGGUGAAGAGCCUGGCGGCUGUUGGAUUGAUAGCAAAGGCAAUAAGCUAGAUUUACGAUCAAUUAAUCCAGCACAAAUUUUAAGUACCAGCCAACAAAAUUCCCCCGUCGAUGUAUCGGAAAAUACAUCUAUGGUGUCUAAUCCGUUUGCAUCUGGAAGUGCUGCUGCGCAACAUGCAUUAAAUAUUCUUAAUCCUACUACUUUAAUACCACUAAAAUCCACUGCAAAUCAAUCAGCAACACUUGCAGUGGUGAGAACUGAAUUAAAUUCUGCUCUUUAUGGAUCUCAAGAUCCCAUUAACAUGUUUAGAAUGUUUUAGUUUAA
This is a messenger RNA of Calliphora vicina (urban bluebottle blowfly), 2686 nucleotides long. RefSeq names its product hsc70-interacting protein 1-like. Bases 225 to 2681 code for a protein of 818 amino acids. Gene Ontology annotation, molecular function: Hsp70 protein binding; protein dimerization activity. The record is from RefSeq and is a predicted model, not a curated record. The transcript has 3 exons. NCBI's taxonomy places the organism in Eukaryota, Metazoa, Arthropoda, Insecta, Diptera, Calliphoridae.